Molecule: messenger RNA, 3639 nt
Organism: Cannabis sativa
Lineage: Eukaryota; Viridiplantae; Streptophyta; Magnoliopsida; Rosales; Cannabaceae
Product: AP2-like ethylene-responsive transcription factor ANT
Exons: 9
Coding region: 1090-3180 (696 amino acids)
Biological process (GO): regulation of DNA-templated transcription
Molecular function (GO): DNA-binding transcription factor activity; DNA binding
Source: RefSeq, a predicted model, not a curated record
UUUUUUUUCCAGUUAUAAACGGUGCCGUUUAGAAGAAGCUGAGUUGGAUAUUGAAAUGGGUUUGGGUUGAGUUGAGUUGGGUUGGGUUUACUUUACCUGUAUUAAUUGUGAAUACAGUAUUGGAUUGUUGGGUUAGAUCCCUAUAGUAUAGUAGUAAAAGUAGGUCCAGUAAUAGUACCAGAAGCUGCCUACUGUUAUGAAGUGACUGGAGGGACAGUUUGUCCUUUGCCUCGUGAAAUCUAUUGAAUUGAAGGCCCUGAAGAGAGCCCUCAGAUACCAUUAAAAACCAAAAUACAGUCCAUUAAUACGGGGACACCCACUAUACUUUACUUUACUACUGCUAUAUAGCUAUACUUGUAAUCAUUUUUUCAAAAAUCAAAUUAAGCUAAAGUUUUUUCUUUUACAACCCUUGUGACAAAAUGAAUUAGUUCUGUGGAUUUAGUAGUACAUAUGUAUAUAAAUAUAUUUUCAUUUGUUGUGUAAUAUUAAUUACCAAAUAUCUUCUCUUUAAUGGAGUUUUUAAGUGGUCUAAAAGGAAAAGGGAAAAAGGAAAGGAGGAGCGUAGGGUAAAGGGGGCAACAAAGCUAAAGAAGAGGUCUUUCUCAUACACAGAUCCCUAUGGAAUGCGGGAACGAUGCCCAGCAUUGCUUGCUGGAACUCAUUCUUUUUGUUUAGUUUAAAGGGACUUGCUUUGUUCACUCUCUCUCUUUAGAAAUCUUUUCAGAGAGAGAGAAAGUGAGUAAUAGGAGAGAGAGAGAGAGAGAAAGAAGGGCAUAGCAUAGCAUAUAGAUUCAGUUGCAGGGAGUUGGAUUUGCUUAGAUGAGAGGUUAGAUUUGGUCCAAUCAGAGUACACUGAAGGGAAAACAAAACAAAAAACAAACAGAAGACCCAGUUAUUUAGUUUCAAAAACAAGGAGAGAGAGAAAAAAAAGAAAAGAGUGAAAGCUCUCAAAAGAAAGAUAGAAAAAUGUUUUCGGUAUCAUUAGUGUUAUUUGUAAUUUGCCAAUGAUUGAGUUUGCGAGAAACAUACUUGCCUAGAAUAUUAUCAUCUGAAGUGUAGAAAAAAAAAGGAGCAACCUUUGAGAGCCAGAUGAAGUCCAUGAAUAAUGAUGAGAACAACAACAACAACAACAGUAGUAAUAAUAACUGGUUGGGUUUUUCACUCUCUCCCAAUAUGAAAAUGGAGGCCCCUUCUAACCCUCAUAACCAUCACCACAACAACCAAACACAACAAUCUUCCUCUUCCUCUGCUCCAACAAGCUAUUUCCAUUCCUCACCCCAACUUAACUAUGGACUAUACUACGGAGUUGAAGGAGAAAAUAAUGGUUUGUAUUCUCCUUUAUCUGUUAUGCCACUUAAGUCUGAUGGUUCACUUUGUAUAAUGGAAGCUCUAACCAGGUCCCAGCCUCAAGCAACAAUGGUCACAACUUCUACUCCAAAACUUGAAGACUUCUUUGGAAGUGGAACAAUGGGGUCUCAUCACUAUGAAAGCAAUGACAGAGAAGUAAUGGCUCUGAGCUUAGACAACAGUAUGUUCUUUAAUCAAAACCCAGAACACGAGGAGCCCAACAACCACCACCACCAAAAUUUUCUAAACCAACUACAACAACAACAGCAACAACAACAACAACAACAACAACAGCAGCAGCAACAGAGCUCUAGGCACCAAGAUCAUCAAGCCCAGCAAAUUCAAGCUCAGCAACAGUAUUCAUACUACUCUGGUCUGAGAAGCCAUGAUAUUGCUGCUGCUGCUGCUUCUGCUGACUGUAAUCUCCAGCUUCCGACAAUGGCUGAUAAUGGGAUUUCUGAAAUGAAGAACUGGGUCUCAAGGAACUAUUCAGGUAACCAUGGAUUGGAGCAGAAGAUGAUUGGUGGUUGCAUGGCUGACAAUGGAGGUGAGUCUGGCUCUAUUAAUGGAAUGGCUUAUGGUGAUUUACAGUCAUUGAGCUUGUCCAUGAGUCCUGGCUCCCAAUCCAGUUGUGUUACUGGUUCACAGAAGCAGCAGCAAAUAUCACCUCCUGUGGCCGAUUGUGUAGCCAUUGAUACGAAGAAAAGAGGGCCUGAGAAGGUAGAUCAAAAGCAAAUCGUCCAUAGGAAGUCCUUAGAUACAUUUGGCCAGAGAACCUCUCAAUACAGAGGUGUCACAAGGCAUAGAUGGACUGGUAGAUAUGAAGCUCAUUUAUGGGACAACAGUUGCAAGAAAGAAGGGCAAAGCAGAAAAGGAAGACAAGUUUAUCUUGGAGGAUAUGAUAUGGAAGAAAAAGCUGCAAGAUCUUAUGAUUUAGCUGCACUUAAGUAUUGGGGUCCCUCUACUCAUAUCAAUUUUCCGUUGGAAAAUUAUCAUAAAGAACUUGAAGAAAUGAAAAAUAUGACCAGACAGGAAUAUGUUGCUCAUCUAAGAAGGAAAAGCAGUGGGUUUUCAAGGGGAGCUUCAAUGUAUAGAGGAGUAACAAGACAUCAUCAGCAUGGACGUUGGCAAGCUCGGAUUGGGAGAGUGGCUGGUAACAAAGAUCUAUACCUUGGGACAUUCAGUACUCAAGAGGAAGCAGCUGAAGCUUAUGACAUUGCAGCCAUAAAGUUUAGAGGAUUAAAUGCAGUAACUAACUUUGACAUAACAAGGUAUGAUGUGGAUCGGAUUAUGGCUAGUAAUACCCUUUUAGCGGGAGAACUCGCUAAGCGAACCAAGGACGUUGGAAGCGCUGCCAUUGAGGCUGCAAAUCAAAAUUCUGCCUCUAGUAGCAUCAAUGAAGAAGCUAUAACCCCAAAAAACAACGAAGGCGAAUCAGAUUGGAAAAUGGCACUAUACCAUUCCUCCUCGACGCAGCAGCAGCAGCAUCAACUUGUCCAGAAACCACUUAGCAUGGACAACAGCUACAAGGGCGAAUCUUAUUCGGUUGUUGCCCCAGAGAAUAUGAUUCACCAGCUCGAGGUAGAAGACUCUGCAAAAAUGGGGACUCACAUGUCAAAUGCUUCAUCAUUGGUGACAAGUUUAAGCAGCUCAAGGGAAGGUAGCCCGGAUAAGAGCAGCCUCCCGGGGCUGCUGUACGGUGUGCCUCCAUCUGUGUCAAAGUUCUUUACUAAUCCAGCAAAUGAUGUGAGUUCAUGGAUCCCAACCACUCAACAGAGAUCUGCACUAUCCAUGCCUCACAUGCCAAUUUUUGCUGCUUGGACAGAUACUUAAGAAUUGUAAUCUUCCUAAUUCACACAAGGGAAUUUUCUCUUUGGGUGAACAAAACUUGGCAAAAAGCAAGAGUUACUUGUAGGUUUCAGUUGUGGGGUUUAAUGGUAAUUGUAGGUGGGAAUCUCUCUCUCUCUUAUGGAGAUGAGGUGUUAAAAAAUCUUCAAAAUUUUCACUUACCCUUUUAAACCUAUCUCGUCCUUCAAAAAAAAAAAAGAACAGUAUAAUUUUUUUUUUUUUUACUAUUUAAGAAAUGGAGGGAAAAGUAUAAAAGGGUUGAAGAUUGAAGUUUAUGAUAUGAUUAUUGCAAUAUGGAUUAUAGGAAUGGCGGUAUGCAUAAUUAGAUUCAGCUUUUUAGAUAGGUGCUGUUUAAGUACUGAGACUCUACUCGGGUUAUGUUUUUCAAUGAUGCAAAAGCAAACAGAUUUGGUCUUUGCCUUUUUGAGCUUUUGACCACUAAAA